Molecule: messenger RNA, 945 nt
Organism: Acanthosepion pharaonis
Lineage: Eukaryota; Metazoa; Mollusca; Cephalopoda; Sepiida; Sepiidae
Source: the annotation of a GenBank genome assembly
AUGCUCUUUGUCAUUCAGUCUUUUGUCUCUUUUUUAUUGUGGCACCUUGAUAUUACUUCCUCCUUAUCUAUCUAUCUAUCUAUCUAUACAUCUAUCUAUCCAUUAUGUAUCUAUAUGCCUGAUCAUUAUCUAUAUACCUAUGCAUGUUAUCUGUCUGUUCGUUAUCUAUCUCCCUCUCUUUAUCUAAGUCUUUUUGUAAUCUCUACAUAUUUUGUUUUUUUUUUCGUUAUCUCUCUUUAUAUCUCUGUCUGUCUGUUCAUUAUCUAUGUCUCUCUCUGUUCAAUAUCCAUCUUUCUGUCUGUUCAAUAUCUAUCUUUCUAUAACUGUUCCUUAUCUAUGUCUGUCCCUUAUCUAUCUAUCUAUCUAUCUAUCUAUCUAUCUAUCUAUCUAUCUAUCUAUCUAUGUGUAUAUGUCUGUUCCUUAUCUAUAUACCUAUAUCUAUUCCUUAUCUAUCUAGCUAUGUCUGUUAAUUAUCUAAGUCCUUUCAUGACAAAACAAAAUUUUGACUGCUAUCUAUGCCUGUUCCUUAUCUAUCUAUCUAUCUAUCUAUCUAUCUAUCUAUCUAUCUAUCUAUCUAUCUAUCUAUCUAUCUCCGUUGCUUAUCUAUGUCUGUUCCUUAUCUAUAUACCUAUAUCUGUUAAUUAUCUAAGUCUUUUCAUGACAAAAAAAUUUAGACUGCUAUCUAUGUCUGUUCCUUAUCUAUCUAUCUAUCUAUCUAUCUAUCUAUCUAUCUAUCUAUCUAUCUAUCUAUCUCCGUUGCUUAUCUAUGUCUGUUCCUUAUCUAUAUACCUAUAUCUGUUAAUUAUCCUGUUCUUUUUCAUGACAAAAAAAAAAUUUACUGACUAUCUAUCUAUGUCUGUUGACUAUCUAUCUAUCUAUCUAUCUAUCUAUCUAUCUAUCUAUCUAUCUCUGUUCCUUAUCUACCCAUGUCUGUUCUUUAUCUAA